CAUCGAUGGACAGCUGCGGAACAAAUUCAAUGCCCUCUGAAACUGUUCUCCGGCCGAGGUUAUUGCCGGUAACAGUCGCCAUAUUGAAUUAUUAAUAAAAACAAAAACUGAUUAUAAACUUUAUAAUAUCUUAAAUUGAGAAGCUGAAUAUUUUGCAGUGAUUCAUGUGCUCAACCGUUAAAAAACUGGUGCGGUGGCCACCGGUAAUCGCUUCCAGCAGCGGUACUAGGCGGUGGAUAUGGGAAGGUAAUCGGAGAGAUAGGAAGAGUUUGUAAAAGAGGAAAUUGUUGAAAUAGCAGUAUUUUUAUGUAUCAGACAAAAACAACUUUUGGCAUUUAUGCAAGUAUUUCUUUUGUUCGUCUUACAAAUGAAGUAAAAUUUGAUGGUGAUACAAAAACAGAAAAUGUGAAAUUAGUUUACUGUCACUUUCCUUUCACGGUGUAAUCACAGUGCAGAUUUGGAUCACAAUUCCAUCUAUCGCAAAAAAAAUGGUUAUUUAAGGAUCAAAUCGUUCAAUAGAAAACCAUUUCCAUUCCCAUGGCCAACGAAAACACUGGCGACGAGGUUGUGUGCGUGACCGGCGCCAACGGUUUCAUCGGUUCGUGGCUGGUUCGGACCCUCUUGGAGAACCAAAACCAUAGCUACACCAUCCACGCCGCCGUCUUCCCCGGUUCCGACGCCUCUCAUCUCUUCACCCUCCACCCCACCGCUGCCUCCCGCAUCACCGUCUUCCCCGCCGACCUCCUCGACGCCGCCGCCAUCUUCCGCGCCGUCGCGGGAUGCUCUGGCGUUUUCCACGUUGCGUCCCCCUGCACACUGGAGGACCCCGCGGACCCUCAAAGUGAGCUUCUAGAACCCGCGGUGCAGGGCACGCUGAACGUGCUCGAAGCCGCGAGGAGCGUGGGCGUGCGGCGCGUGGUGCUCACGUCCUCGAUCUCCGCAAUGGUGCCGAACCCGGGGUGGCCGGCGGGAAGGGUAGUGGACGAGGAGUCGUGGACGGACGUGGAGUUCUGCAGGGCGAGGGGGAAGUGGUACCCUGUGGCGAAGACGGAGGCAGAGAGGGCGGCGUGGAAGUUCGAGGGCAGUGUCGAGGUGGUGGCCGUCCUGCCGGCGACGUGUCUGGGUCCGUUGCUGCAGCCGGAGCUGAACGCGAGCUCCGGCGUGCUACAGAGGCUGAUGAUGGGGUCGAAGGAGACGCAGGAGUAUCACUGGUUAGGUGCGGUGCAUGUGAAGGACGUUGCUAAAGCUCAUGUAUUGCUCUACGAAACUCCCUCUGCUGCUGGUAGAUAUCUCUGCACCAAUGGCAUCUAUCAGUUUUCUGGUUUUGCUGCCUCUGUCUCUGAAUUGUACCCUGAAUUCCCUAUCCACAGGUUCCCAGAAGAAACACAACCUGGCCUGGUUCCUUGUAAUGGCGCAGCAAGGAGACUAAUAGACUUGGGCCUUGUCUUCACACCAAUACAAGACGCUGUGAGAGAAGCAGCGGAGAGCCUUAUAGCCAAAGGCUUCCUGCAGCGCUCACCCUCACAGAGAACUCAACUCCACCAAAGCUCAACUUGCUGCCACUCACUCGCUCUUGUCUGAACUACACUACAGACUCAACUCCUCUAACUUACUUGUCCAGGCACUGCUUAUCGACCUUACGCGUCAACAAGAAAAGCAAUCCAACAGUGCUGAUCAGAAUCAAGUGAGUAGGAAGUUUGGGAAUGAUGAGCUUAGUUUUGCACUUGGUCCUCACAAGCUCCCCUUUGGGUACUCACCAAUGAUAGGGUCAGAUGAGAUUCACACACCUGUUGGUGCAUUCUGCAUGAAGCUCCAUGAUGAGUUAAAUCGAUAUAUGACGUAUGAGAUUGGAGGGGAGUGCCCUAUGGAUUAUGUGCUUGCACAAAGGCUCAUGCUCAAAGGGUGUGAGCCACUCCCUCGUAGGAGAUGCCACCCAAAGUCUCCUGCAAAUUAUGUGGAGCCAACACCUUUGCCUGAGAGCCUUUGGUCAACCCCACCAGACACCAGCAUUGUAUGGGAGGAUUAUGCUUGUAAAAGUUACCAGUGCCUUGUUGACAGAAAGAACAAGCCUGGCUCAUACAAUUGCAAGAGUUGCUUUGAUUUACAAGGGGAAGAGAGGAAUAGGUGGAUCUUUGAUGAUGGUGGACUUAGUUUUGGAAUAGACCAAGUUCUUGCAACCAAAGCUGCAGGGACAAUUCGAAUUGGACUUGACAUUGGUGGUGGAACUGGAACUUUUGCUGCAAGGAUGAAGGAAAGGAAUGUGAAUAUCAUCACUAGCACACUGGAUUUGGAUGGUCCUUUCAACAACAUCAUUGCAUCAAGGGGUUUGGUACCGAUGCAUAUUAGCAUCUCUCAAAGGUUUCCAUUCUCUGACUACACACUGGACAUUGUACACUCCAUGGAUGUCUUGAGUAAUUGGAUACCAGACACCAUGCUUGAGUUUGUACUAUUCGAUAUAUACAGGGUGUUGAGGCCAGGUGGUCUAUUCUGGCUUGAUCAUUUCUUUUGCUUUGAGUCACAACUCAAUAAAACUUACGUGCCUAUGUUUGAUCGAAUUGGAUUCAAUAGAUUGAGGUGGCACGUUGGAACCAAACUUGAUGAUGGGGCUCACAAGAAUGUGUUGUACAUUUCAUCCCUAAUGGAGAAACCAAUGACUUGAGGCAAGUGUAUGAACCCAUAAGAUUACUUAGGGAAGUUUUUUUAUCACCUUGCGAAAAAAUGUUAA
Vigna radiata var. radiata (mung bean) is the source of this 2725-nucleotide messenger RNA. RefSeq names its product cinnamoyl-CoA reductase 2. The coding region runs from base 538 to 1581 and encodes 347 amino acids. The transcript has 3 exons. Gene Ontology annotation, molecular function: oxidoreductase activity, acting on the CH-OH group of donors, NAD or NADP as acceptor. Lineage: Eukaryota; Viridiplantae; Streptophyta; Magnoliopsida; Fabales; Fabaceae. The record is from RefSeq and is a predicted model, not a curated record.